AUGGAAGCCUUUGCUGUCCGUUUGGAGCCCCAAAUUCUGUUUGCUGAUGUAGAAAAGAAGCUUAGGCCAACAAUCAAACUUUUUCAAGAUCUGGGUCUUGUGGAACCCCAUCUGGGGAAUAAUAAUGAAGACUUGUUUAAGGUCUUCAGUAGAUGCAAUGGUUUUAUUGCUAGAGAUGGCAUAUCAAAGUUGUCGAGAAACAUUGAGUAUUUGGAAAGCUGUGGGAUUGUUGGGUCUCAGCUCUCAAAGUUGUUAACGAGACAACCUAGGAUUUUUAGGAUGCGAGAAUCGGCAUUAAGGGAUCUCGUUACGAGGGUUGUAGAUAUGGGGAUUUCGACUGAUUCGAGGAUGUUAGUGCAUGCUAUUCAUACCUUGAGUUGCUUGAGUGAACAAACAUUUAAGAAGAAAUGUGAAUUACUUAAGACUUUUGGUUUUUCAGACAGUCAUUGCCUGGUUAUGUUUAGGAAGAACCCAGGUGUUUUUAGGGUCUCUGAGAAGAAAAUGAAGUUAGGAAUUGAGUUCUUUCUUAAUGUGGCAAAGUUUGAUAAGAAUGUUUUGGCUUCUAGGCCAAUUCUUUUGAUGAGUAGUUUGAAAGAUCGUGUGAUUCCUAGAUACCGAGUUUUGCAGAUUGUUAAGUCCAAGAAGUUGUUGAAAACGGAUCGGAGUUUUCUUUACAUCUUGGAAUAUACAGAGAAUGAAUUCUUGGAGUUCAUAUCAAGGUUUCCAGAUGAUGUGGAAGAACUGUUGAUGGCUUACAAAGCUCAUCUUUUGCACACUUCUUCUUCUUCAGAAGAAGAAAACACAUGA
Durio zibethinus is the source of this 807-nucleotide messenger RNA. Lineage: Eukaryota; Viridiplantae; Streptophyta; Magnoliopsida; Malvales; Malvaceae. The record is from RefSeq and is a predicted model, not a curated record.